UCUCCACCGCCUCUUCCUCCUCCUAGUUCUUGCUCGGGUCCAGUGCGCGCGCGCGCGUACGCACGCACACAGAUGAGAACACUGAGAAGCAGCUGAGGGAUUUCGGUGGGUGGAUUAUCCGUUUGUUGACCUGCUGAACAAACAAGAGUUGCCAUGGAAACUACUUCUCUCUUCCUCUCCUCACUCCUCAUUUGUGUGGCUGCUGUAGCAGACGUCGAUGUUCAGGAUGAACCUGAAAAGGAGGAAAACCCUUUUGUCUAUGACUACGAGAGUCUGAGGAUUUGUGGACUGGCUUUAGCUGUGGUGCUGUUCACACUGGGAAUUCUGCUCAUUCUCAGUCGACGGUGCCGCUGCAGUAUCAACCAGAAACCCAGGGCCCCCGGAGACGAGGAGGCGCAGGAGGAAAACCUCAUCGUCUCAAAGGCCGCAGCAGCUGCCAAAGAGACUCCGGCAGAAAACUGAGGCAGCUCCUCCUCCGUCAGCUCACACUGCCUUCUGAUUUUAUUUGACAUGAAUCCCCCGCAUCAUAGCUAUUACUAUUAUAAGUGGUGACACAACUAGGUAAGGGUAAUAAUAAAGUGUGUAUAUAAAUAAUAUGCCCUGAAGACAAACUUUUACCCCGUUUUGCUUUGUCGUGACCGUAGCAGUCCUCGGUGCUCUUGUCUCUUCUUGUGCCUUCAUGUAGACGUCUCUUUCUUUGAUUAUACUGUAGCACUGUCUAUGCUGUCUCAGCUUUGUGUCUGUAUGGUGUGGUGGUCUUUUUUUUUUUUUUUUUUUUGUACUCCAGCUACUGCUUUAUAGAGUUUAGCCUUUUAGGUAGCGGUUUACAACUAUGAAAGGGCUUAUGAAUGGUUUAUAAAUGGGUUAGUAACACAUUAUUAAGCCUUAAUAAACUACUGGAUAUCAUUAAAUCACAUGACACCACAUGAAGCUCUACUGCUUUGUCUCUUGCACUAGUAGGCUCCGAUGCGGGUGGACUGCAACCCUCUUAAUCAUAACAGCAACAGUUAAUGCCUAUCCUGUGAAAACCUAUGCGGUCCCCUAUAGCUGGAGCCCCAUCUCGUUGGUCGAUGCACCACUAGGCCCCCAAUGCAAAUGGACUGCAACCUUAUUUAAUCGUUACAGCAAGAGUUACCGCAAUGCUGAUCAAGCCUAAACAAUUCUUUCUAACUUGUUUGAUUGAAAACUUAUGACGUAAACUGGGCCAUCUUACCCUUCCCGGGAAAGUAAUUAGACUACAGUUACUUCCUCAAACCAACAAUAGUUACUUUUGCAUCAUCGUCUCUCACCAAAUUCUAAUUUGUAGCUGGUGAUUUGAACAAAGAGUCCAGCUGUGCAGACGCAAUUAACCGAGACCGUUCUUCUUUUAAACAACUACAAGAGAGCGACUGGGAAGUGAUUGUUUAUUACACAAUGCACAGUGACCAUGCAAUACCAUAAAAUUGCAAAGAAAUGCACGAUUUCACUGUCGCCACACUGCUUUUGUUAUUUUCCUUUGUAAAAAGUGUAUUUGAUUGUUGUUACUUUUUUAUUUACACAUUAAGAAUAUAGUUUUACUGGCGUCUAAAACGCGCAAUGCAUUGUGGGUUAAUUAUUCAUACCGAAGUGCGCGGUCAUAAAUCGCUCAUGGAGGGUAAGGACUGACUCACUGAAGGACUUACAAUACUUAGCUUAAAUAGUAUUUACAAUGAAAAGUGAGAACUCUCAACUUCGUCUGGAGUCCGGGUUGUGAGCUGCUUGCACGUAGUAAGAAAAAAAAGUUGUCUCGCUCUUCGCAUCAAAAUUACUGUGGUGGGAGCAAUAGUGUGUGUGUGUGUGUGUGUGUGUGUGUGUCACUCACUUUCACGUUUACGUACAUGCACGCACAAACACACGGUUGCCUUCAUAGACCACAAUCGGCAUCCAUCUAUCUGUUGAGAGUCUUUCAUCAUUCUGUAACUUUUGUGGGGCACAUUACCAAGUAAUAGGGACGGUUAAGUUAAUGCUUUUUUUGGUACUGUGGAUCAGUGAUAUCCCUACCACUUGGCGGCUGCUGAAAGUAACUAAAAAGUAACUUUUUUCUAACUUUGUUACUUUUGAAAGCAAGUAAUCAGUAAAGUCACUAAGUUACUUUUAAGCUCAAGUAAUCAGUAGCCAAGUUAAUUUUUCAAGGUAACUGUGGCAACACUGGUGGCCAAUUCUUGACACACAGCAAAGUCCCAAUACAGAGUCGUUAACUUUACAGUCCAGACAGAGAGGCUUUGAAGAUUGGGAAUUGGUUUGGAGACCAAGUCAUGAAAAGCUCUGCAAUCCAAAGGAAGCGAAACAGGGAAACUCACACUUCAUUGUCGUUUUAAUCUGUAAUUCACAGAGAGUAGGAUGGGGAAACUCACACUUUAUUGUUUUGGUAGAACCCCCAAAAAACAUAGGAACAGGCAGAACGUGCUAAGGCAGAACUCAUGGCAGAAGGCAGAGGUGAUUCCCAGUAGAAAGACGAGGCAGGAAGGGCAGAGGCAGACCGGGUCGGCAACAAAAGAUCAUUCCACGGAGAUCUCGCUUGGACGCGUGUCAAAUCAAUCUGGCAAUGACUGCGUCAUCAGCAGAGCCUUAGAUGGGUGGGCUGGAACUGGGCUGACAGACUAGGGUGGGCAUGGCUGACCGGCUGACUGGUUAGGACACACUGCGACAUGUGCUGCCCCUCCACAAAGUUUCAUGGAAAUCGGUUGUGUAGUUAGGUGUAAACUUGGUAACUAACGAACAAGCAACAAUGACGGAAUUAGCUUACCAAAUAUUGAGCCCACACCUUGUUGCUGAAAUCUGUUAAGUCAUGUAUAACUGUUUAUUAAGGCUUCAUAAUGAUUUACUAUUCAUAAGCAUUUGUAAACUCUUAAGUGUUGUGUGUCACUGGAUUUGUUAUGGGUUUUUUUCCCUCUCUAUUGUCAAUUGUCCUUGGAAAUGUUUGCUGUACAAUAUAAAUAUAUAUAAUAUUUAAACGUACAGAUGUCUUACAGACAACUAAUAGUUUGUACGUAUGGAAGUGUGUGUCUUUGCAAACACACACAUGUGGAUACGUGCGUGUAAGUGUAUAAGGUUGAUGUAUGAGACAAUUGGACCUGCUCACAUCCACUGCAGUAUGUUUACAAUAUUGUGGAGCUACCGUAUCAGCUGUCUCACUGCCGUACCCUCUUAAAAAAAUAAUAUAUAUAUAUAUAUAUAUAUAUAUAUAUAUAUAUAUAUAAAUAAAAUAAAAUAAAAUAAAAAAAGAAGAAAUCUUCUCAUUGGUCCUCCUCCUCUAUUUGUCCUUAAGGGAACAUCGAGUGCACCAUCACUCUGUAGCCCACCUGUAGACCAUCUAUUUAUUUUCUACUUAUCCAAGAAGACAUUUAAAUGACAAUUAAAAGUCACAAAAACAAAACAUCACCUGUGAGACUCAUCUGAACUGUGACUCAUCUGUUUUAAAGAGACACGCCCUUUGUCCAAUCGUCGCAUGAGGCCUUGUGGUGUCGCAACAUAUCGUGCUUUUGGCAUACAUUACGAAUAAAUCUGUCUGAAGACUCACAA
This is a messenger RNA of Phyllopteryx taeniolatus (common seadragon), 3540 nucleotides long. RefSeq names its product FXYD domain containing ion transport regulator 6 (gene fxyd6). Bases 154 to 462 code for a protein of 102 amino acids. Gene Ontology annotation, cellular component: membrane. The record is from RefSeq and is a predicted model, not a curated record. The transcript is spliced from 8 exons. Gene Ontology annotation, molecular function: sodium channel regulator activity. Gene Ontology annotation, biological process: regulation of sodium ion transmembrane transporter activity. Lineage: Eukaryota; Metazoa; Chordata; Actinopteri; Syngnathiformes; Syngnathidae.